This is a messenger RNA of Besnoitia besnoiti, 2265 nucleotides long. RefSeq lists its product as uncharacterized. The record is from RefSeq and is a predicted model, not a curated record. NCBI's taxonomy places the organism in Eukaryota, Apicomplexa, Conoidasida, Eucoccidiorida, Sarcocystidae. Bases 1 to 2265 code for a protein of 754 amino acids. The transcript is spliced from 10 exons.
AUGGAGGGCCACGACAAGACUACAGGGGAACAACUGCGCGCCGGGAUUGCAGAGAAUAAGCCCGCACAACCUGGGGAAGAUGGCAGCCUUGCUGCGUCCACUGCGCGCGGGGCAUCAGGAGCGGCGUCACACGGGCUGGCAGGAGACACUGAACUCCCUCUGGAUGCCACGCGCCGCGCCGGUUCCUACGGACGCCAUCCGGUGCCUCCCGAGGAGGAAGGUUUCUACAGUCCAGAUACAGAGGCGUCCGAUGGCCAGGUCCACUGCGAGAAAGGCGUGACGCAUCCCGCUGUCGCUUCGCAUUGCGGCGCGGGCCUCCCCGCUGCGGAGGCGUCUCUGCAGGCUCCUCCUCACGUCUCUCAGCCGCAGGCGUCGCCGUUUCAAAGGGGGGACGCGCCAGCAUCGUCCAUCGUGGACUCGAGGAGUCCUCUGCAAGCCCCGAUCUCGUCUGCUGCCGAUGGUGGCCCUAAUAGUCCCCCAGCGCGCCCCAACAGGCUUUCGUACAGUCCCUUCCCCUCCGUUUCUUCGUCUUGGACUUCUCUUGGGGCACCUUGUGGAGGGAGAGCUGGGGGAGAUCCGGGAGGAGGCGUGUCGCAGUGGCUGGACAUGACUUGUGCAGCAUUUGCCUCCUCUUCUUUCCCCUCUUUCGCUUUGACAAGAGUGUUGGCGCGAACUCCGUCUGCUGUCUCCUCUUCGCACGUCAACCCCGUCGACGGAAACGCCUCAGUGACACCCCAGGAUCUCCACGCAUGCGUCGGCUCCAGGCGCUGUCAGAUCGCGCUGUGUCUCGGGAAGAAACAGAGAUGCAAUCCUCUGCAGAACCUCGAUUGCCCCAUUGCGUUUGCCGUCGUCAAACUUUUGAAGGAGGGACGACGGGACAGGCCAGCGGCGGGGCCAGAGACCCAAGGGGGCGAAGACGUGACCCGCGAGAGCCUCGCAGAGGAGACACCAGGAAGUGCUAUGCAACGCAGUUCGCCGUGCCCGACUGAGACAGCCGAUGCGGCCCUCGUUAUUUUCAAAGGGAAGUUCGCCACUCUCGUCCUCAAUGGCAUCGUAACUGUCGAGGACGUUCUCGUCAUGGAGGGCCUCCGCUGCAGGCCCUUCUUUCGGCCAGGAAGAAAAGAAGACCUCUACUCGUGGGCGGCGGAGAGUCUGCACCAGCUGCGAGCGAGCCAGACCUGGGGCGGGGGCGAAGAGACAGACCCGGCGCUUCGGCGCGUGUGCGUCACCCACUACUUGACUCUUUCUGACGUCUACGACGAUGCCAAGAUCACAGUUCGUCCGUUCGCGCCAUCGUCGGCGGCGCUGCCCGCGUUUACCCUGAGUGCGCCGGAGCUGGUCACCUGCUGCGCGUUUCCGGCGUCUCUGCCUCUGCCUGACUGGCUACUCGCGCGGAAUGCCCAGGCGCCUCGCUCGAUCUUUGCGGCGCGAGUCCUCCGGAGAUCCAACGAGCUGAAGCGGGCGCGAGCCCGCGCGGCGGGCUCGCGGCCUCCUCAGGGCGAGCCUGGCGGCGGAGAAGGCGAAUGCGGAGGCCGCGAAGGCCUCGGCGGGGGGCGUCGGGAAGGAGGCGCGCAGACUGCGGCCCCGCGAGGCGCCCGCGAAGGCGCUGCGGAAGCUGAGUAUGUCUACACCGACCUCGCGAACCUGCAGGCGAACCGUGGGACGAAUCUCUACGGCGUCGUCUGGGAGGUGGCUAAAGCCUUGAUGCCGCAAGCCGGCGGGAAGAGCCAGACUGGACCGGCUGUCUUUCUGAUGAACGUCGCGAUCUUCGACGAGACCGUCAAGUUCGACCUCGGGAGAGACACCGCGCCUGGCGGCGCCUCUGAGGAGUUCAGUCUCGCGCUGAAGGCCAAAGGCUGCCCUGGAGACAUUCCCUGCAUGUCCUGCGGCGACAUCGUCAGGGUGCAUCGCGCCAACACUGGCAUGAAAUUCGAACACGACCGGAACUUCGUGAACCUGAGCAGCAUAAUCGGGGUGACUUCGGCGCGCGUCUGGCCGCUCGAAGACGCGGACAGCGACCCAUGCGCAGACAAUGGCUUUGUCGUCGGGGCAGAAGUGACGACGCACUUCACAGAAGACGACGCUUGCCGCAUCCGCGCUUUGCGCUACCACGCGCAGCAACUACUUCAAGACAACCAGCUCUUUACGACUCAGUACUACAAGCCUCUCGCUGUGCUGCAGCGCUGCAGCAGCGGCCCGCUGAUGCGCGAGGUCUACGGCGACCUCAUCGUACGACUGCGGCGCGCUCUGCGUCCGCGUCUCUAA